AUGACGUUUCUGGGAGGGUCUUCACCUGGAGUCUGGGCCAUCAUUCCCACCAUCAUGCGGAAGUUCGGCAUCUUUCCACCAGAGAGGGAACUGCCAGCCACUGCCUGGUACACCAGCAGGGACACUGAGACUCCCGUCUACGAGAUACUCAGCGUACUGCAGUACUUCAGCAUGCAGUACAGUUUCUUCAUGGCGAUGUGCCUCGACCUGCUUUUUGUUUGCAUUAUAAUUCACGCAGCUGGUCAGCUGGAGGUUCUCAAUGCUAAAUUGAGACGCGUUGGUAAAAUUAUUGGGAACCACGGUGAUGACGUUCACAAACAACAAAAGGUGCAGGAGGAAGACUUGGACAAAGAUUCUAGUGGAGAAAUGAUGUGGGAAGAUCUCUGUAACUGGAUCAGGCACCAUCAGGACGUCAUUGAUUUCAUUAAAGAAAUUGAAAGGUUGCUGAGCAAAAUCGUCCUGCUUCAGUUCACUGGAGCUACUGUUAUUAUAUGCGUCACUCUAUUCCAAAGCUCUAAGAACACAGAAAACAUAGCAGCACUUCUACUGUUACAAGCAUACUUAGGAGUCGUUAUAUACGAGAUAUUCAUGUAUUGCUGGUACGCCGAUGACAUACUAUAUCAGAACUCUCGCCUUGCGAAGUCCGCCUACUACUGCGGCUGGCCUGGGGCACCUCCAGACAUGCAGCGCGCCCUGGUGUUCAUCAUCUGCAGGACUCAGAGACCUCUCGGUUUGACCGCCGGCAAAUUCUACUACGUCUCACGGGAAACGUUUGUCCGGUUGAUGAGUGCUUCCUACUCAUACUACGCUCUUCUCAACCAGGUGAACGACAAAUGAAUGGAAAAUACCUCCCACUUUAUGUAAAUUCCAA
Messenger RNA from Schistocerca piceifrons (Central American locust), 871 nucleotides. RefSeq names its product odorant receptor Or2-like. Lineage: Eukaryota; Metazoa; Arthropoda; Insecta; Orthoptera; Acrididae. The record is from RefSeq and is a predicted model, not a curated record. Bases 1 to 837 code for a protein of 278 amino acids. Gene Ontology annotation, cellular component: plasma membrane. Gene Ontology annotation, molecular function: odorant binding; olfactory receptor activity. Gene Ontology annotation, biological process: sensory perception of smell; detection of chemical stimulus involved in sensory perception of smell. The transcript is spliced from 5 exons.